Messenger RNA from Lodderomyces parapsilosis, 1782 nucleotides. It is a transcript of the gene DLD1, whose product is annotated as Dld1p. The record is from RefSeq and is a predicted model, not a curated record. Lineage: Eukaryota; Fungi; Ascomycota; Pichiomycetes; Serinales; Debaryomycetaceae. Gene Ontology annotation, cellular component: mitochondrion. The coding region runs from base 1 to 1782 and encodes 593 amino acids. Gene Ontology annotation, biological process: lactate catabolic process. Gene Ontology annotation, molecular function: D-lactate dehydrogenase (cytochrome) activity; FAD binding; D-lactate dehydrogenase (NAD+) activity. The transcript has a single exon.
AUGUUUUGUAUUGGAAGGAAGAGAGUUUCCAGUCUAGCUAAGGCUACCUUGAGAUACAACAGCAGCUCUACUCUGAAACCGCCACGAUCGAGAUUAUUCAAUUAUGCAGCACUUGGAGCGGGGUCAUUAGGUGCUGGAUACUUUAUUGGAAGAUACUAUAACAAAUCGAAAGAAACCAAAGGGACUUCCAGCGCUACACUUCAGGUGGUUUCUGUAGAUGCAUCUACAGCCCCACUUUCAACAUUGGACUCACCAGUCUAUGCCAAUGAAGAACAAUUCAAACAAGGAUUAUCAAAAAUCAUUGAUAUUGUCGGCAAAGACCAUGCUCUGUUUGAUCCAGAAGUUUUAUCAUCACACAAUGACUCCUUUUAUUCAACUCAUCACCCUCCUCAACCAGAUAAACAAAAACCCAAUGUUGUUAUAACCCCAACUUCAACUGAACAAGUAUCUCAAAUCAUGAAAAUUGCUCAUGAAUAUCGACUCCCUGUGGUUGCCAGUUCUGGGUUGACUUCACUUGAAGGGCAAAAUAUUCACACCAGAGGGCCAUUUAGUAUAUCGAUUUCAUUUGCUGAAAUGAAUCGAAUUUUGGCGUUCCACCCGGACGAUUUGGAUAUUGUUGUUCAACCAGGUGUAGGGUGGGUUGAUCUUGCUGACUAUUUGAGCGACGAUCCAAAGGGCAAAGAUUUAUUGUUUGGACCUGAUCCGGGGAUUGGUGCCAAUAUUGGUGGAAUGGUGGGGACUAGCGCUUCAGGAACUAAUGCUUUCCGAUAUGGUACAAUGAAGGAAAAUGUUGUCAACUUGACGGUUGUUUUGGCUGAUGGAACCGUGAUCAAGACUAGACAGAGACCAAGAAAGUCAAGUGCUGGGUAUGACUUGACAAGAUUUUUCAUUGGUACUGAAGGAACAGCUGGGAUUAUUACCGAAAUAACAUUGAAACUACACGUACGUCCUAAAGUAGAGCUUAUAACUACCGCCGCAUUCCCUACUAUCAAGGACGCGGCAGCGGCAGCUCAGACUAUAAUUGGGAAAGGAAUCCAACCAAACGCUAUGGAAUUGUUGAAUGAUACAAUGAUGUCAUUUGUAAAUGAAGCUUCUGAUGGUGAACACAGAUUGGAAAAACCAACCUUGUUUUUCAAAUUAGGAGGUCCUACAACCAAAGCAGUUGAUGAGCAAUCUCGGGUUGUGGAAGACAUUGCCAAUGUAAAUCAUGCUAUAAAAGUUGAGCGAAGCGAAAAUGCUGAGCAAAACGCCGAGUUGUGGGCAGCAAGAAGAAACGGUCUUUGGUCCACUUUCCAAGCUGGUGCUAGUCGUCUUGCCAAUCCUGAUGAUACACAAAUUUGGACCACAGAUGUGGCUGUCCCUGUAUCCAAUCUUUCUGAAGCCAUCUCCCAAAUCAAUGAUGAUUUGAUCAAAGCUGGAUUUGAUGGUAAAUUCUCAGUAUUGGGUCAUAUUGGUGAUGGAAAUUGUCAUUUUCUCAUCAUUUACAACUCACCUGACUAUAGCAAAGUCCAUGCCGCGGUUGACCGUAUGGUCUCACGCGCUUUACAGCUUGAAGGUACAUGUACUGGUGAACACGGUGUUGGGGUAGGCAAAAGAAAGUAUCUUUCUGAGGAAUUGAGUGAAUCAACUAUUGACACAAUGAGAAAAUUGAAAUUGGCGUUAGAUCCGAGAAGAAUAUUGAAUCCCGAUAAGGUUUUCAAGAUUGAUCCAAAUGAUGAUUUGGAUGAACAGUUGAACUCUGGUCAUGUUAUUGAGAAACAUGAGUGUAUGCAUAAUCAUUAG